AUGGCCGACUUUGCCGUGCAACCGCUGCGAGACGUCGCCACAAAGCUGGAGUCCUCAAAGCUGGAAAAGGUCUGGAUACUUGCAGAUCGCAGCGACUUUGAGAGCCCCUAUGUGUAUUACUGCCCCAUCCCUGAAAAAGGGGAUGAGCAGCGGUCGCUGGGUCUUAAAGUGCUGUUCGCGCGCGCCGCAACGAUUGCUGCUGCCAUCGUGGGCACGUCAACGCUCCGAGUCGUGUGCGAAGAAGAGGACACAUUGACCUCGCUUCUUGCACUAUUUGCCGAACAUCCUGCGCUGGCAGAAAACCUGGCUCAGUUCGGGCCGCUUCAAAUUGCUAGAGAAGAUAACACGGAUAAGAUUGGAGAGUUGCUCCAACUUCCGUUCGGAACACGAAGCGUUCCCGCACCGAUCUCCCAUCACCUGGCCGCGGAGCAACAGGUCUUCGUUGGAGUGGACUACGGUCGCUCAGACAUCAAAGUUGCUGUGCUGGAUAUUACAGGGCAGUUGAUCGGCAAGUAUGUGACGCGAUGGUGGAUGACAGCCGAGUCUGGAGAGGUGACGUACGUAGAUCCCCAAGUUCUGACAUGCCACAAGAUGCACAUCAACAACCUCGCGGAAGCUGCAAUGGCAGCUCUAGCUGAGGUACCCAGCUGCGACACAAAGUAUGUAUGUGGAUUGGGUCUGAGUGCUGCUGGUUGCGUCAAGAACGGGAAGCUGUGCGGCAUCCCCCCUGCCAUGGAUGGUGUGAAUCACGAGGCAGCCGAGCAGGACUUGCAAGUGUUGGAGAAGAAGGUCUUGAGCAGCAUCCACGAGCGCUGUGCAGUCGAUAAAGAUUGCGUGACUGCCCUGGUAAAUGAUGGCGAGGCUUCAGCCCUUUAUGGAGCUGAUGGGCUAGCGCAAGGUCGAGUUGGACUGUUUCUGUCAUGCGGAACAGGACUUGCUGGAGGCAUUGUUUGGAACGGCCAGUGCAGUGAGGGCGUACUGGAACUGGGAAAGCUCGUCAUGGGCCUUCGGAACUCCGAAAGUGGCAUGGUGCCUGUCCACGACAGCCUUCGGGUCGAGGCCGCCGCCCAGGGCAUGGCGGGAACCCAGCGCUCCUUCUUUAACCUUCUGGCAGCCCGGGGCGGGGAAGUCAUCACCGGCAAAGCUGAGCAAAGAGCUGCAUUGGUGGCAAUGCAGAAGAACGACGUUGACGAGUCCUCUCGAGGUGUGUUUGAGUCCCUCGGGAAAUGGCUGGCUCGUUUCGUGCUGGAGCUCAACCAUUACCUGCCGGCCCCGGUGGACUACGUUGAGGCCGGCGGCAAGGUGACCGAUGGGCCCACCGGGCGGAUCAUGCUCGAUGCCUGCCAAGCGGAGCUUUGGGCACAGGGCGCCACAGCAGAGGUUUGCAAGGCUGCGGACAGUGAGUUCGGGCAGGUCGUAUCGGCAGAUGUAGCUGCCACACGUUUGGACUCCGAUUCGGUUGCUGGGCUCGAGUUUGUCAGCCACCCCGACAGCCAAGAGCACGAAAGGGCACGCCACUUCCCGAGCGAGCGAGCUGCACAAAACUGCCGGUGGCUCAGCAAGCGUGGGCACGACUGGACAAAAGAUCUAUAA
This is a messenger RNA of Symbiodinium sp. CCMP2592, 1593 nucleotides long. The record is from the annotation of a GenBank genome assembly. NCBI's taxonomy places the organism in Eukaryota, Dinophyceae, Suessiales, Symbiodiniaceae.